AACUUGGUUUCCUCCCUCUUCUCCGGCAGAUCGAUCCGAAUCUGCGAGAUGGCUCCACCGGCUGAAGCUCCGGCCAACAAGGAGGCGACCCCCAAGAAGACGCCGGCGCUCAACGAGCGGAUCCUCUCCUCCAUCUCGCGCCGCUCCGUCGCCGCCCACCCGUGGCACGACCUCGAGAUCGGCCCCGACGCGCCCACCAUCUUCAACUGCGUGAUCGAGAUCCCCAAGGGCAGCAAGGUCAAGUACGAGCUGGACAAGAAGACGGGGCUCAUCAAGGUCGACCGCGUGCUCUACUCCUCCGUCGUCUACCCGCACAACUACGGCUUCAUCCCGCGCACGCUCUGCGACGACAGCGACCCCAUCGACGUCCUCGUCAUCAUGCAGGAGCCCGUCGUGCCCGGCUGCUUCCUCAGGGCAAAGGCAAUCGGCCUCAUGCCCAUGAUCGACCAGGGCGAGGCUGACGACAAGAUCAUCGCCGUCUGCGCCGACGACCCCGAGUACAGGCACUUCAACGACAUCAAGGAGCUCCCGCCCCACCGCCUCGCUGAGAUCAGGCGCUUCUUCGAGGACUACAAGAAGAAUGAGAACAAGGAGGUGGCCGUCAACGACUUCCUGCCUUCAGAAGAUGCCUACGAGGCCAUCCAGCAUUCCAUGGAUCUGUAUGCUACCUACAUCUGCGAGGGCCUCAGACGGUAGGAGGAUCUCUCUAUGCUGCCUGAUGAUCUCAGCCGGUGCCUUGCCCGCCUGCUGGAGGAUGUUGACGAAAAGUUGAUGUGGAGAUGUUACCUUGUCAUAUAAACAUACAUUCUUAUUUUGUGUUACCUAUAUAUAUACACUAGUGGUAUAUGAGCUUGCCUUGAAUUAAGGCAGUAGGCCAGAUCAAGAAGACAUUUUUUCUUCCAGCUACCAUGUGGAAUAUGAUUUCCUGGCCGGUCGCCUGAAUAUGAGAUGUUGGUACAUUUUUUCCCCACUCUGAAUCUACUGCUGAAUCGUUU
Molecule: messenger RNA, 995 nt
Organism: Lolium perenne
Lineage: Eukaryota; Viridiplantae; Streptophyta; Magnoliopsida; Poales; Poaceae
Source: RefSeq, a predicted model, not a curated record